UUUGCAAGAGGCUGUUUUCACGACUUGAACCCGUGACCACUUGAUCGCAUGAUAACAACUUUACCAGUUACGUCAAAACUAGUCUUCGGGCAAAAACACAAAAUAGUUUUUGUAGGGUCCUUUGCUUAAUUUGGUUGCCAGACAAAAAAACGCCUGGGGAAAAAUAGCAGUUUCACUGCUUGUUAUCUCAAUAAAUCCCAACUACAUAAACCCCUCAUCUCUUCUCACUCUCUACUUCCUCAACCAUUUAUCUGUCUAUCUCAUUCUAGUAUUUUGGACAAACACUGUUUGCAAACAGAGAGUUUCAUUUACAUUGGACUUUAAUUGUCAAUGGCUAGACCACAACAGCGAUAUAGAGGCGUUCGACAGAGACAUUGGGGUUCUUGGGUCUCCGAAAUUCGCCAUCCUUUACUCCUCUUGCAGAAAUACAAGAUAAAACAAACUUCAUAUAAUAGACCCUUGUGGUCCGAACCUUUUCCGGAUCCCGCGCAUAGUAAAACAAGAAUUUGGUUAGGAACAUUUGAGACAGCAGAAGAUGCAGCAAGAGCAUAUGAUGAAGCAGCAAGGUUUAUGUGUGGUCAAAGGGCUAGAACCAAUUUCCCAUACAAUCCAAACAUGCCACAGACAUCUUCCUCAAAGAUUCUGUCAGCUAAUUUGACAGCCAAGUUGCACAAAUGCUACAUGGCUUCACUUCAAAUGGCCAAAACCUCAGCACAAGAACAUAGAAUCCAAUCUUCACAUGUUGAUGUACUAAAAAAUGCACCCAUUCAAGAACAUGUUGCCUAUGAAAUGAAACAACAAAUGGUAGUGCCAAAGACAUCAGUAUUGACACAUGAGGAAGCAGCCAACUUGGGAGUAAAGAAAGUUCAAGAUGUGGAGAGCAUACCACAAUUUGUGAAGCCACUUGAAGAUGAUCACAUAGAACAAAUGAUUGAAGAAUUGCUGGAUUAUGGGUCCAUUGAGCUUUGCUCUAAUGUUACUUCUCAUUAAAAGAAAGCUGAGCGAGCUUACGCCUACCUCGACUAUUUCACUGGAUACUUGCUACUUUGCUGAUGUUCCUCCUCAGUAAUCUCAUCUCUGGCCUAUAUUGCUGCUGAACUAGAAACGACCCAAUUAGCUAAUUUAACCCAAUUAGUACAAAGUCUUUUUCAUGAGCCUCUCUGUCUAAAAUCUAUACAUCAUUAGUAGGUAGGCCUUUCCUUCUCUUUAGUUCCUAGAGUUCUUGCUUUAAGAGAACCUUCUAUUAGUUGUAAAAUGAUGUAUGUCCAGUGUAUUCUUUCUUUUUUUAGCUCAUAGUCUGUACUCUAUUCACCGCUCCAUUAUUGUUAAAAAAAAUAUUACAUGUUACUGCACUACUAAUAUCAUAAGUUUCACAUAUA
Messenger RNA from Nicotiana tabacum (common tobacco), 1379 nucleotides. Its product is annotated as ethylene-responsive transcription factor ERF003. Gene Ontology annotation, molecular function: DNA binding; DNA-binding transcription factor activity. Gene Ontology annotation, biological process: regulation of DNA-templated transcription. The record is from RefSeq and is a predicted model, not a curated record. NCBI's taxonomy places the organism in Eukaryota, Viridiplantae, Streptophyta, Magnoliopsida, Solanales, Solanaceae.